UUUGAUCUCCGUGACAGCAAUGGCAAUAAUUUUGGACGACUACCAACUUAAUUCGGCCUGCACAAUUGAUGGGCCUCUGCAGAUUUGACUGUUUUGAUCUCUUUCAGUAUGGUUUGAAGUGGUUCUAUAGCCCACGUCCUUCGAGUCGCCUGCCCUUUUCGCCUUUCCGAUCCCGCUAUAACAAGCUGCCGAGAGAAUCAUAUAAGGAAGACGCUGAACAACCACAAUCUCCAUCGCUUCGUUUCUUCCUCCUUGGCCCCCAAAAUGGGCGAGAUGGAGAGCUUGGCGAGAGUGUGGCUCAUCGCCCUCGCUUCCUUGCUCUACGUAUACGCCGUCGUCGCCAGGCUACCAAAGAACGCUUCGCGUCUCGUGGCUGUGCUGCCCAUCGCCUACCUCUUCCUGAAGAUCCCCUGGCUGCUUUCCUCCCUCUUUCUCCGCACCGUCAGCGCCUUCUUCCUCGUCUGGCUCUGCAACUUCCGGCUUGUCCUUUUCUGCUUCGAUUCGGGACCUCUAGCCGAGAACCGCGACUCGCUCAUCCGCUUCCUCGUGUUCGCGGCCCUCCCCAUCAAGGCGCAGCAGCGCGCAGGCGGAUCCACCAGCAAAUUCCAGCAGCCGCCGCACCUUCUCCGCUCAGUGGCUAAUCUCGCGAUCGAGGCAAUCGUCAUGCUACUGUGCCUGAGAGUGUACGGGCACAAGGAGGCGCUGCCGCACCAGAGCAUCGUCAUCUUCGUCUACAGCCUGCACUUGAUGGUCACUGUUGACGGCCUUUUCGUCGCCGCGGCGGUCCUUGCCCAGCUGUGCCUGCGCGUGAGGCUGCAGCCGCAGUUCAACCGGCCUUUCCUAUCGAGCUCGAUCCGCGACUUCUGGGCGCGGCGAUGGAACCUUGUCGUCAGUAGCACGCUGCGAGAGGCCGUGUACCAGCCAGUCCGGGCUGCGUGCGGGGGAGUAAUCGGCCAGAAGAGGGCAAGGGACGUCGGCGUAGUGGCCGCUUUCCUGGUAUCCGGCCUGAUGCAUGAGGUACUGCUGUACUACAUGACGUCUCAGGCGCCCAGCUGGGAGUGGACAGCCUUCUUUACUCUGCACGGCCUCCUAGCGGCGGCUGAAGAGUGGCUGGAGGGGCUGCUGGGGCCUGGGCUAGUAGGUCGCCUGCCGCGAGCCGUAAAAAUCGUUAUGACUUUGACGGCGUUGCUUUCAACGGGGACGUGGCUCUUCUUCCCUCCCGCGAGCAGACACAAUCUCGAUCUCAAGGUGGCGUCUGAAGUACAGGAUGGUGUCAGAUUUCUGGUCCAUGGCUUAAUGGCUGCGGCUCGCAAUGCAACGGCUGCCCUUCAUCUCUGAGCUUUUUCCUUCCACCAAUUCUGGGCGUUUCUUUGGCAUUUCAGUUUUAUUGUGUAUAUGUACCCAUUGAAGCAAAAGCUUGUUUUGCUCCUUUGUAGUAUAAUUGACGAAAUGCCAAAGUCAAUUUCAAUGUUAAAAUGAAUAAGUUCUUGAUAGAUCACGUUAAGUAUCCUUAAUAUCU
Messenger RNA from Nymphaea colorata (pocket water lily), 1519 nucleotides. RefSeq names its product probable long-chain-alcohol O-fatty-acyltransferase 1. Gene Ontology annotation, biological process: lipid metabolic process. The coding region runs from base 265 to 1338 and encodes 357 amino acids. The transcript has a single exon. Lineage: Eukaryota; Viridiplantae; Streptophyta; Magnoliopsida; Nymphaeales; Nymphaeaceae. The record is from RefSeq and is a predicted model, not a curated record.